ACACUCGACACAAUAAUCUCAUUCAUACAACACCCAUUUCCAUUUCCAUUUCCAUUUUUCUGAUUUGCACUUUUCAUCAGUGAUUUGCAUUCUCUUCGACCGUUAACAAUGGACAUGGACGGCAUGGUCGGAGGCCUCGAAUCCUGCAAGCUCUCCGACCACAACAACGUCGGGUGCCCUCCCCAGAACGCCGCCGUCUCCUCCAUCCAAGAUUCCCACUCCUCCUCCGUCGUCGCCGCAGCCGACGCCACCCUUGGCCGCCAUCUCGCCCGCCGGCUAGUCGAAAUCGGCGUCACCGACGUCUUCUCCGUCCCCGGCGACUUCAACCUCACCCUCCUCGACCACCUCAUCGCGGAGCCCGGCCUCACGAACGUCGGCUGCUGCAACGAGCUCAACGCCGGCUACGCCGCCGACGGCUACGCCCGCACCCGCGGCGUCGGCGCCUGCGUCGUCACCUUUACCGUCGGCGGCCUCAGCAUUCUCAAUGCCAUUGCCGGCGCCUACAGCGAGAAUCUUCCGAUCAUCUGUAUCGUUGGCGGCCCCAAUACUAACGAUUACGGGACUAACAGAAUUCUUCACCACACCAUUGGGUUGCCGGAUUUCAGCCAAGAGCUCCGGUGCUUCCAGACCGUCACAUGCUUUCAGGCAGUAGUAACAAAUCUGGAAGACGCACAUGAACUCAUUGACAAAGCCAUUUCUACAUCACUGAAAGAAAGCAAACCUGUCUAUAUCAGCAUUAGUUGUAACUUGCCAGCCAUCCCUCAUCCAACCUUCACCAGAGAGCCCAUCCCAUUUGCUCUCUCACCAAGGCUGAGCAACAAGCAGGGGUUAGAAGCAGCGGUGGAAGCAACAGCUGCCUUCUUGAACAAGGCAGUGAAGCCUGUGAUGGUGGGAGGCCCGAAACUACGAGUAGCGAAGGCCUGCAAUGCCUUUGUCGAACUCGCCGAUGCUUGUGGCUACGCCAUUGCAGCGAUGCCAUCCGCAAAAGGGCUCGUUCCCGAGCACCACCCUCAUUUCAUUGGCACCUACUGGGGGGCUGUGGGAACUGCCUUCUGCGGCGAGAUUGUUGAGUCUGCUGAUGCUUACUUGUUUGCAGGCCCAAUUUUUAAUGACUACAGCUCUGUUGGAUACUCUCUCCUCCUCAAAAAGGAGAAGGCAAUCAUCGUGCAGCCUGAUCGAGUGGUGGUUGGGAACGGUCCUGCCUUUGGGUGCGUCCUAAUGAAGGACUUUCUCCAAGCACUUGCGAAAAGGCUCAAAUGCAAUCCUACUGCUUACGAGAACUACCACCGGAUCUUCAUUCGGGACGGUCUUCCCCUCAAGUGCGAGCCUCGGGAGCCAUUGCGCGUGAACAUUCUUUUCCAAUACAUACAGAAGAUGCUUGCGCACGACACAGCAGUGAUUGCAGAAACUGGGGAUUCCUGGUUCAACUGCCUGAAGCUGAAAUUACCUGAAGGAUGCGGGUAUGAGUUCCAGAUGCAGUAUGGCUCAAUUGGGUGGUCUGUUGGUGCCACCCUUGGCUAUGCACAGGCAGUACCAGAUAAGCGAGUCAUAGCUUGCAUUGGCGAUGGGAGCUUCCAGGUAACUGCACAGGACGUGUCAACGAUGCUGCGGUGCGGGCAUAGGAGCAUCAUCUUCCUAAUAAACAACGGUGGGUACACGAUAGAAGUAGAAAUCCAUGAUGGACCCUAUAAUGUGAUCAAGAACUGGGACUAUACCGGAUUGAUGGAUGCGAUCCACAACGGCGAAGGCAAGUGCUGGACAAUGAAGGUGCAUUGUGAAGAAGAGCUGAUUGAAGCAAUAGAAAUGGCAAGCGGGGAGAAGAGAGAUUGUCUGUGCUUCAUAGAAGUGAUUGUUCACAAGGAUGACACAAGCAAAGAGCUUCUUGAAUGGGGUUCCAGGGUCUCUGCUGCUAAUAGCCGCCCACCAAAUCCCCAAUAAGCUUUGGCUCCUUUGUCUUAUUUAUAUCAUCGCUCUGGCCUACUUCUUCCCCUUGGUUAAUCCUUCUUUUCGUAUAUUAGGCAUGACUGCAGUUGUAGCUGCACCUUAGGUAUAUAGGAAUCAAAUUUAUUACUUAAUUUUAUCAAUUCAUAAUUA
This is a messenger RNA of Malania oleifera, 2094 nucleotides long. RefSeq names its product pyruvate decarboxylase 1-like. Lineage: Eukaryota; Viridiplantae; Streptophyta; Magnoliopsida; Santalales; Ximeniaceae. Gene Ontology annotation, molecular function: carboxy-lyase activity; magnesium ion binding; thiamine pyrophosphate binding. The transcript is spliced from 6 exons. The record is from RefSeq and is a predicted model, not a curated record. Bases 109 to 1938 code for a protein of 609 amino acids.